AUGGCGUCGACUGAUGGUACUUGGAAAGAGGAACUAYGAAAGGCGAUACAAGAAGAGAUGCGUUCUUUUUUAGAUCGAGACAAGCCUGGACCUUCGGGAUUGAAUGUCCAGGGGCCUUCCUCUUCAAAGAAACCAGAUAAAACUUUGACUUUUGAGGAAUUUUAUACGAAACGAGAGGAAGCAAGAAGAGGUGAUUUCAAGCCGAAGAAGAAGAAAAUCAAACUUAGCUCCGACAAGAAGGACUCGACCCCUAAACAAGUUGAAGUUCACUUCGUGCGCGUGGACACAACUUCUUCCAGAGAAGAUCUACUUCAAAUUGCGAUUGAGAAGCAUGCCACGUUUGACAAGACCUUUGACGAAGCUCUGUCUUACACAUUACUCUACCCCGAUUUCAGUGAAGUUCAUUACAUACCAGGAACUAAUAAUCUUUUCACCCUGUGUGCAUACAAAGAAGCCAUUGGAAAGGAGUAUAAGAGACUGACUUUMUUUUUAAUUCCUACUUGCGACAUCGAAUCUGAUGAUGAUGGCGAUGACGAUGAUUUGACAUCUCAACCUUCUUCAAGCAAAGGAAAGUCAACAAAGAUACCCUUCCCUAUUUCAGCAACAAUUGAUGACCAAAAAGCUAGUGGAGAAAAGGCUAGUGAAGUUUUGCAAAGAUUUAUCUCAAAAUCCUUGGAUACAAAAGAUGACGAAAUGGUAAAGAUAGUGAUUUCCAGGAAGGCACUUCUCACAUCAACCUUAUGUGCGAUAGAAAGGAAAAGCUUUAGUUUUAACAAGCCAUUUUUGGUUACCUUCUCUGGAGAAGAUGGUAUAGAUGCAGGGGGUCCAAAGAGGGAAUUUUUCCGCUUACUGAUGCAGAGCCUUAGAGGAAUGGGAAUCUUUGAUGGGAGUUGGUUCGCGCAUGACCUCGAGCUUCUUAAACAGAGAAAGUAUGAACUUGCAGGCAAAUUGGUUUCCUGGAGUAUUCUGCAUGGGGUUACUGGUCCAAAGUGCCUGUCAAUGGAGGCCUACUGUGUUGUUCAAGGCAAACACAUUGACCAGGCACAAGUCAUUGAGGUUGUAUCUGAUGCAAAGCUUAAAGAUAUUCUGAAGAGCAUAAAAGCAGUGAAUGAAGAAAACUUUCCUGAGGUUAUAAACAAGCAUGCUGAUGAAAUAGCAGACUAUGGUUAUUCCAGAAUUUAUACUUCAAAGUUUGGAGACAAGGAGAAGAUUAUAGAAAGUCUUCUGAAUCAGUCAUUUCUUUUCAGCGUGUAUGCUGACAUGCAGCAGUUCCGCGAAGGAAUGAAUAUGAUUGGAGGGCUUGGGGACACUGUGUUUGAGAACUACAAUGUCUUUCAAGUAGUGUUWAGUAACAACAUCGACGAACUGACGUCUGAGUCAUUAAAAAAGCAUUACACAGUCUACUUCUCGGAGGCAGGAUCGAAUAAUAGGGAAGAGGAGUUGGAAACCAUCUAUUGCUUUGAUGUAUUCCAGAAAGACCUGGAAGAARGGGAAAUAGAGGAUCUCCAUUUAUCUGAUCUACUGGUGUUCAUGACUGGAGCUGAUUCAAUUCCACCACUUGGGUUUGAUAGCAAGAUCACAGUUCAGUUCUAUGAUGUAAUAGAUGGAGAAAGGAGACUCCCAUGGUCCUCUACUUGCUCGCUGAGCCUUUACCUCCCAAGAGGAAUCAGUGAUCCUCACAAGUUCCGAAGUAUGUUGUACCAAUCACUUAUAGAAGGACAGGGUUUUGGAAAAUGCUGA
This is a messenger RNA of Exaiptasia diaphana, 1740 nucleotides long. RefSeq names its product G2/M phase-specific E3 ubiquitin-protein ligase. Bases 1 to 1740 code for a protein of 579 amino acids. The record is from RefSeq and is a predicted model, not a curated record. Gene Ontology annotation, molecular function: ubiquitin-protein transferase activity. Lineage: Eukaryota; Metazoa; Cnidaria; Anthozoa; Actiniaria; Aiptasiidae. The transcript has 5 exons.